Messenger RNA from Musa acuminata AAA Group (dessert banana), 1444 nucleotides. RefSeq lists its product as uncharacterized. The coding region runs from base 194 to 1207 and encodes 337 amino acids. The transcript has 2 exons. The record is from RefSeq and is a predicted model, not a curated record. NCBI's taxonomy places the organism in Eukaryota, Viridiplantae, Streptophyta, Magnoliopsida, Zingiberales, Musaceae.
UUUUCGUCUCCUGCGCUUCGUCUGUUAGACCAGAGGAUUAGGGAGACGAGAGAGGAGGGUCGGAGAACCGUCGACGGAACAAUAGUCUUUCAUCACGGAGGCGGCGGCCAACGCAAACUCCUCCUCCUCCUACAUUCCCAGGAACUACUACGUCACCCUCAAGCGGCUGAAGGAGAAGCACGACGCAUCCAUCAUGGAGACGGCGGCCAACGCAAACUCCUCCUCCUCCAUUCCCAAGAACUACGUCACCCUCAAGCAGCUAUCGGAGAAGCACGAUGCAUCCAUCACGGAGAAGGCGGACAAGGCAAACUCCUCCUCCUCCAUUCCCAAUAAUUAUGUCACUCUAAAGCAGUUAAAGGAGAAGCACGAUGCAUCCAUCAUGGAGACGGCGGCCAAGGUAAACUCCUCCUCCUCCUCCUCCUCCUCCAUUCCCAAGAACUACGUCAGCCUUAAGCAUCUGCAAGAGCUGCGCCUCAAGGAGAAGCACGAUGAUGAAGAGAGGCUUCGCAAUCUCAAGCAAGAAGAAACUGAAAAGAAGGCGGCGGAGGAAAGACGGAAGGCGGAUGAGUUGUUGAUCCCGAAGCCCCACCGGAGGAUCCUCGGAUCGAGGCACAAGUGGCCUUCGAACCGCCAAAAAUGGGUGGUCGCGAGGCUAGCAUCGCCCGGGACUCCCGAUGCGGACGGGGCGAAGGGGAGCGCCAGUGGAGCCGUUCAGGUACCCCCGAUCGGAAAAUCCACUGGGAGUGAUACCAAUCCUGAAGUAGGUCGGAAGCAGAAUCCGAAGAAGAAGAAGAAGAAGAAGAACAAGGGAAAAGCUGAUAGGGAGAAGAACGGCGGAACAGAGGCGGCGAUGGCGAUGGCGACGGCGGAAGAGGAGUCCGAGGAGAUAAAGGGAUCUGAGAAAAUCACCGCCGAUCCUUCGCAGGAGAACCCCGUCCAAGUAAAAGAAGAUGGCAGGCGAGGUCGCUGGACGGGGGCGGUGAACAGGUCCAUCGGGCAGCUUUCUGGAUGUGGACAGGAGCGGACGGUGCCGACCGAGCGACGGAGCGUCAUCGUUGACGAUGAGGCCGCCGCAGGGGCGGGUAGGGGGAGGUGGACAGCCGCGAGAGGCGGUGCAUCGAAUCAGAGGGCCGGGGGAUUUGGCCGCGGACGGAGGUUGCCGGACGGAGCCGGUCUGGUGUGGGUCAGGAAGACCUCAAGCACUUAACGUGUUCCGGCAGAGGCUCGAAACAGGUUGUGAGGCCCUGCGCCGGGUCCCACAAGCACAUUAUUUUCACCGGUCAAAAACUGGUUAUUUUUCCUGUGCUUGCUUUAUUAGUUUCUUUCUUUCAUUGUUGUCAUGUUCCUGAUUGCAUUAGUUGUUGCUACUGACAUGAAUGAUAAGUCAUAAUGUCUUGACUAUUUGGGUCCAGUUAGAUGAAUGAUAUCUCUAGUUAAAGACUUA